Patella vulgata (common limpet) is the source of this 3473-nucleotide messenger RNA. Its product is annotated as VPS9 domain-containing protein 1. The record is from RefSeq and is a predicted model, not a curated record. The coding region runs from base 185 to 2359 and encodes 724 amino acids. Gene Ontology annotation, molecular function: guanyl-nucleotide exchange factor activity; small GTPase binding. The transcript has 15 exons. Lineage: Eukaryota; Metazoa; Mollusca; Gastropoda; Patellidae. Gene Ontology annotation, cellular component: endocytic vesicle; cytosol. Gene Ontology annotation, biological process: vesicle-mediated transport.
UUUUGUUGAUAUUGCCGAUUGAAGGGCGUCCUGAUAGUGAUACGGAUAGAAACAUUCUAGUUUUAUUCACUCAUUUAAAAUUUAAUGCAGGGUAAAUUCGAGUGUUUCAAGCAAAGAGGCUAAACGGUUUAUUAAUUUAACUGACAAAGCACAGGACGGACGGAGUUAAAAAAAAAAAAAUAAAAUGGAUCAGUGUUUGACAAAGGUGAUGAGAAGUAUUGGUGAGGCUUUGAAAUUAGAUGACAACAAUAAUUAUCAUGAUGCCUAUUUACAAUAUGUAGAAUGUGUAUUGAAUAUUGCUAGUAAUCUCCUGCAGUAUGUCAGAGCAGAUGGAGGUAAGAUUAUUAUCAGUAAAUCUGUAGAGAAGCAGAUUGAAUUGGGUAAACAAUGUAUGGAAAGAUUGUCAUCACUUCGAGAAGAAUUUACAGCAUUUGAACAGACAAAAACAACACAAUCACCUCAUGUCAAACAGAUUGGAAGAUUUGCUGCUCCAGUGCCACCAUUACCUUCAAAUAAUACAGAUGCUGCUUACAGUUUGAAGAGAACAUUAACACCAACAGAAAUUGCUUUUCGUCAAAAUCAGUCCAUAAUGAGAGCUUAUAAGGCUAGAAUGGCAAAAAUGAGUAGUGGCAAUCCACAGGCAGCAAGUUUGAGUUUAACAAUUCAAAGAAAGUUAGCUGAAAAUCUAGCUAUAGCUAAUGCUCAAGAACAGGCUUUAUCAGAGAAAAUGAGAGAUACUCAAAGGAGACUAGAUGAUCAAGCGGCUAGGAGGUUUGCCUCACCUGUAGGUAUGUCUGAAGAUGAACAAGAACAGAGACAUAUAUAUAAGAAAAUAUUACAAUACGAGCAGCAAGCUAAAUGGUUAUUGGAAUGGAGAAAGAAACUGUCCAAUUCACCAAAAGAUCCUGUUAUUAUUAGUCAACUUAUUACAGAAAUACUCCGAUGUGAAGACCAUCCUCUGACAGUGUUGUUAAAGAAAUAUCAGUAUAAGAUAUAUGAAAGAUUGUACCCUUUAGUUUCCACCAAGAUGGCAGAUAUCAAUGAGAUAUCUGUUCCACUACCACUUAAAUAUUAUCCAUCAAAUGUAACACCUACAGAGAUGUCACCAGAAAAAGUUGAUAAUGAAAAGAGUGUAGAAUGUGUUGACGGUGCAAAAAAUGUUAACAUUGGGAAUAAUAAUAUUCAAACAGACAAUAAAGAUGACUGUGAUAUUGGUAGAUCCAAAAAUGUAGACAUUGGCAAAAAUAAUAUUGAGACAGAAAAUAAAGAUGACUGUGAUAAUGGUAGUUCAGGAAAUGUAGACAUUGGGAAUAAUAGUAUUGAUAAAGAUAAUAAAGAUGACUGUGAUAUUGUGUCGGACACUGAAAAUGUGAUGACAAAUUUAGAAAUUGCUGUUGAUAAAAAUGAACAAUUGUGUCAAAAUUUAGAAGAAGAAAACCAAAAAGUGUCACUGACUUAUCGUUCCUUAUCAAAAGAAUAUGAACAGUACAACGAUGAAGAUAUGGAUGAUUUGUUUGACGAUGAUAAUGAUGAUGCUGGAAGACCUGAAUGUGAUAAGGCAGACUAUUUACCGAAGCCAAGUAAUCAGGACUCAUAUGUUGUUUUAUCGGUGAAAGAUGUUAAUCAACAAUCUAAUUCUAAAGACAAGUUUUUCAAUUUUAGAAGGCAGAGUUUAGAAUGUGAGAAGUUAAAAGAUGAAGCAUAUUGUAGACAUUUAAAGAGUAUGUCACAAGAUGUUCAUAACGCGUUAGAGAAAUUGAUAGUUAUGUUUGCUAUAACGUAUGAAGAAUUAGAUAGUGCGGAGGGACAAGACCAGUGUUACGCAUCUCUUGAAGAACCAUUCUUUAAACCAAUAUGGAAAUAUCUACUGACUCUAUUCAGAUUAUCGAAUAAAAAUCAAGAGAUAACCCUGGCUUACAAUAUGACAAAACAUACUCUGUCUACACCUGAGGAUUAUGGUGUAUCUAAAAAACUUUGUUUAACAUCUGAUAUGAAAGGUUUAUUACCAUUUCAAAGUGCUAUUGAUGAACUUUGUAAAUUAAAGAACCACUAUACAAUGCUCAGUAAACUUGAAUGUGUUGUUAAUGUAUGUCGACUGGUUUGUGAUUGUGUAGAAAACUUUUAUGUUACUAAACAAAUAGAAGCGGGAGAAAUAUCGAGUACACCAAGUGUUGGAGCUGAUGAUCUUCUACCUAUUUUAACUUAUAUUGUUAUAAAGAGUGGUAUACCCCAACUAGUUUCUGAAUGUCAAGCCAUGGCUGAAUUUAUACAUGAAGGAUAUAUUAUGGGCGAGGAAGGAUAUUGUUUAACUUCACUUCAAACUGCAAUUACAUAUGUCUGCUCUACUGACAAAAGUUGAAAGAUCCACCUCUUAUUAGUUACACUGGCACUUCUGCUAACAGUUGAAACAUCCACCCCUCGUUACUUGAGCAUGCUCUACAUCCAACAAUUGAUGAUCAAUAUCUCCUGUCAAAAGGCCCAGGUUUACACACAGUUUAUAUAAAUUUCUAACAUUACUGUGAUUUAGAAAUCAGAAAUAAAUGUUAGACAUUUGUCACAAGAUUGUUUUCAAAUGAUCUAGCUAGUGAUCUUUGAAUCCAAAUGCCUGUUUUGUUAAACCUUGAUUGUGGUGAUGGAUCUCCUGAUCCUGCUGUUAAAAGGAAUGCCAAUCUAAGCUGCCAACAGUGCUAAUCCAAUUUAAACUAUCCAGUUUCUUUUAUAACCAUUUUAGUACAAAAUGUCCAACAAUCCUAUGAGAUAAGUAUUGGAAAACCAGUGGUUAAACUUAGGUAGUUAAAAUCUUGGAAACAAAAUUUAUUUUUAAACAGGUUCAAUACAGUGGCUUAUUUUUGUUAUAUAUAUAUAUAUAUAUAAAAUCUUUCAAGAGAGUAUGUCUACUAUGCUUCAGUUGAAAGAUCCACUCCGUAUUUGUUGUUGAGAUUUGAAUACAAAACUACAUCCUUUAAUAAACUGUGUAGCUAAAAUUUAUAGAGCAAUAAAGUGUAUACACGUAAUAUAAUAUAUUAUAUUUAGUCGGUAUCUGAUAUGGGUAUAUUUGAUAGUGCGUAAGGCUCUAUUCUUUGAAAUUUUAAAUGGGCCUAAAUGCAGAUAUUAAUAAUUAAUGUAUGUAAAGUUAUUUAUAUUCAAUAUAUUUUAAAAGAAAUAUUGCAAUUUCUAAUGAAUUAUAUUCGGGGAAAUACAUGAACAGUCCAAAUUGAACGGCAGUCGUUUACGUCUGCUAUGUCCCCUCUACACAUCUUUUAUUAUUAUUGUCUUUUAUGAAUAACCCCAAGAAAGGUAUCAAUAAAACGCAUAUCUUCACGUUAUGUCAUUUAUUGCUAUUUGUAUUGUUGAAGCUUGUAUCAAAUACAGGUAUAUUUUAUAAAAACUGUUCUUGUAUAAGAUAUUAAAUGUUUUUGUUUAAUAAUUAUUGUUAAAUUUUAUGGAUAUUUAUAUUGCUUAAUAAAAUCAUA